UCGGGGCUUUAGUUUACCCAAAGACGCCAUGUUCAGCAGGAGCGUCGUCGCAAUCGCCGCUUUGGCCCUCAUCCAGAUCGCCAGCGGUCAGGCCUCACAGUUCAGCAGGGACGAGAGUCAGGAGGAUCAGAAGACGGAGUUCAACCUGGCCUCCACUCUGACGGGAGGCAUCACCAGCAGUCGUCACCGCCAGCGGGCCAAUCUCAACUCGCAACUGUAUCCGGAACUUGGUCAGGUGGGAGCAGGCUAUGCGGGCGCCACUGGAUCCAUCGAUGAUGCCCACGGCCAUGAGCAGGGUGGCUCCGGCGUACGAGUGGCCAGUACGAACUCCGUAGUUUUUCCCGGCAACCAGUCACCCAAUCCGGCACUCACAAUUACAGGAGGUCACCAGUUUCCCGCCUAUCCUCCUCCCGGCUUUCCUGGACAACAGGCUCCAGUUCCGUACCCAGCUGCAGUGGGCUCUUCAGGAGGAGCUUCAUCCGGUGGUUACCAAAGUACAGCUGCUGGUGCUCCUCCUGGCUAUCCAGUUCCGGGGCAGUAUCCUGUGGGAGUUCCUCCACAGCAGCCAGUGGGUACAGGAGCACCUGGUUACUUCCCGGGAACUGGUGCCUAUCCCGGCUAUCCCUACCCAGGAGUAUACCUGCAGCAGUACCCAGGAUACCCUCAGCACGCCCAGUUCCCCGCCUAUGGAGUGGUUCCCGGAGCUGUGGCUCAGCCCGGUGUUCUUGGUGUAGCUGGCGUGCCUGGAGUUCCAGGAGUAGCGGGAGUACCUGGAGUUCCGGGAGCACCUGGAGUGCCAGGAGUCCCCGGAGCAGCUGCUCAGGGCAAGCACGUACAGCACUAUCCGGCUCACAAUCCCGCUGAUCCGAGCCAUUGGGACCAUCAUUUCGCCAUGAACACCGAGUACAAGGAGGAUGGCGUUCACAAGGGACCAUUUGGAGUGCUGAACAACCACAAUGCCUUUGGCUAUGGCAGUGGUUAUGGGGGCGGCUACAACGGCGCCUUCAACUCGCCGGCCUAUUGAAGCUGGCCGAGAUUAUGGGUGGACCGCCUUGGUGGUGGUGGUGAUGGUGGUGAUGGUGGUGCUGAUGGUGAUGGUGGUGGUGCUGGUUGGGCGUGAAGUAAUCCGAGUCGUAGUCAUAAGUUGGCUGCUGCCUUCUUGGCCAAAGGCAGCUGUCUUUACCCAUCAUCAUCCUGUGUGUGUCCCUGCGAAAUAAACUUGAUUUCUGCACACCCAA
Messenger RNA from Drosophila santomea, 1238 nucleotides. RefSeq names its product collagen alpha-1(VIII) chain. The transcript is spliced from 2 exons. NCBI's taxonomy places the organism in Eukaryota, Metazoa, Arthropoda, Insecta, Diptera, Drosophilidae. The record is from RefSeq and is a predicted model, not a curated record. Bases 29 to 1024 code for a protein of 331 amino acids.